GAUUAAUAUAAAAGAUGAACUUACUGAUGUUAUCACAAAUGAAACUGAUAACAUGUAUAUAGAUGUUGAGUAUCUUGAUGACUUUCAAGAUAUUUAUGACGAUACAUCAGUUAAAAUCGAAGCAGACAUAACUGAGAGUGAUGUAGUACAAAUAGUUUCGAUUGAUAAAAUUUGUAAAGCAGGAAAAAGAAAAGUUGAAACAUGUAAGGAAAUCAAAACGAAAAGAAAUAAGGAUAGAGUAGAUGCAGAACUUGAAAGUGUAGCUGACAAUGUAAGUGAAAAUGAUUUUGAAAAAGUUACAACAGAUGAUACGAGUACUAAGGCAGAGAAGAGAAAUGUAAAUACGUCAAAAGUUAAAAAACAGAGAAAGAGCAUGAAUCGUGCAGAAGAUAAAGAAAUAAGGGGAGUGAGAAGAGGGAAGAUGGUUUACAGAUCUGCGGAGAACGAUUACUUGCCGACGGUGAACUUCGAAGAAUUGAAGAAGACAUGUAAUGUUGAUGUUGAAAUAUUAACUCAUGAGGAACAGAUGGCAGAGAUAGCGGCUCGCCGGGACUCUGAGGAUUAUAGACAGUCUCAACACAAGUGCGCGCCGUGCGGCAAGAUCUUCCGGUGCGAGGAGACAUACAGACGUCACAGAGUCAAGCACGACAGGGAAGGAGAAUUCGAGUGUCCGGCGUGCAAAUUUCGUUUUAAAUUAAAAUCCAAACUGUGGAAUCAUUUGGACGACACGCAUCGCAUAAAGUACGUGUGCCGGGAGUGCGGGUUCGUGUCCCGGACGAGAACUCAGGCGGGAUUGCAUCACGCGUUUCACGCCGGCAAAAUAUACCAAUGCAAGUAUUGCGACAAACAAUUCAGUAAAUGCACGUCGUACCUCUCCCACGUCCGCAUUAUACAUAAAACGAUGCACGUGACGUGCGACAUGUGUGGGGAGCCCUUUAUCGGCGAGAUGGGGCUCAAGAUGCACAAGGCUCGCGAACAUGGUGUGACGCCAAAAAAAUAUCGUGAAUGUAAAACCUGCUCUGUAACGUUCAUGAGCAACGACGCAUUGAAGAGGCACCAAGAAACCGGAGCACAAAAGAACCACGCUCGGCUCAGCCCGUGCGUGCAGUGCGGGGAGAACUUCGAGAGCGCGGACGCGUUAAAACAGCACGCCGACUCGGAACAUCCGACCUGCACAGAGUGCUACUCGACAUUCCUGAACGCGGAAUCGUACAACGUACAUGUCAAGCGCAAACACCUCGGCGAAGGCAACUCCCAGCAGGGCAAGCGGAGGACGCGCAACCAUGCGGUUGGUGGCCGGCCGCAAAUUAAAAAUAAGUGCUGUGAGAUCUGCGGGAAAAUGUAUAACAGUUUCCACAUGCGAAUUCACAUGAGACAACACACGGGCGAGCUGCCGUUCGCGUGCGAUCAUUGCCCGAAGCGCUUCGGAUCGAAAAGCAGCAUAAUGUUCCACAUGAGAGCGCACACGGGAUACAAACCCUACAAGUGCGAGCACUGCGGCCUCGCCUUCUCCAUUAAAAGCAACCAUCAGCGGCAUGUCAACGUUGUGCACCAGGGCAUUCGCAAGACUGCCACGUGCCACGUGUGCGGCCACGUGUCCGCGACGCCCUCCACGCUCAAGAUCCACGUGCGCGCCGUGCACUACGGCGAGCCGUGGCCUAAACGUGCUCCCAGGAAGAAGAGGACACAAAAAUAAAAGAUAGUUAAAGUACCUGCCCCAUGUAAGGCCCAGCUUAUUUAUUUUAAACAACAAUAAAUCUAUGAAUAACCACAAAAUUAAAAUUUUGAAAAAACUUUUCGACAUAGUGGACUCCCGACUAACUCAGCUUUUAAACAAAAAAAACUAAGCUUAGAAUUUUAAAAGUGGAAAAUGUCUGCCUUGGGUGAGACUUGAACUCACGGCCUCUGUCUCUCCUGCCUGUCCUGUCGGCCUGUGUCACGGUCUCUAGUGGCAUCGAUUGCAGACGUUUCUGCUAAUCAGAAGUUAAAAAAAAAACUAAAUCGAAAUCAGUUAAUCCGUUAUCGCUUUCCACCAGGCGGACUGUAUACUUGUUUGCCACCGACGAAGUAUUAAAAAAAUUCCACCUCGUCGCCAAUCUAUAAAACUAAAGUAUCCCACUUCUGAUGUCUUCGUCCAAGAAAGGAGGAUUGUUAUUUUUUAAAUAAAACCCAAUAGUAAUAAUGAAUGUUGGUUUUUUUAAGUAUGUCCUUUAAUGUCUAUUUUGGUGUUGGAAAAUUACCGCUCUGAGUGAGUCAUGAUUCCAGAAUAUCCGGAGGAAACAUCCAUGAGUUUCAUGACUAGAAAAAAAUCCAUUUGGUUUUUUUUUCUAUUUACAACCCUAGUACUGAGCAAGUGGUGAGUGUUAUGUAUUGUAUGUGUACUGAG
Leguminivora glycinivorella is the source of this 2386-nucleotide messenger RNA. RefSeq names its product zinc finger protein 878-like. The record is from RefSeq and is a predicted model, not a curated record. Gene Ontology annotation, biological process: regulation of transcription by RNA polymerase II. The transcript has 10 exons. NCBI's taxonomy places the organism in Eukaryota, Metazoa, Arthropoda, Insecta, Lepidoptera, Tortricidae. The coding region runs from base 53 to 1696 and encodes 547 amino acids. Gene Ontology annotation, molecular function: DNA-binding transcription factor activity, RNA polymerase II-specific; RNA polymerase II transcription regulatory region sequence-specific DNA binding. Gene Ontology annotation, cellular component: nucleus.